CAGGAAGCUGUGGAACUGUAACCACAGGUACUUUCAUCUUGGCUUGUGCUUUCUUAGGGCACAAAGGAAACCCAUGCUGAUUCCCUCCUCCAGGAGAAAACAAGCUGGGAGAGAGGGUAGGACCCACUCACCCCACCCACCACAGAGGGCACUACAAAUGCCCUGUGAGAGCUGACACUCCACAGCUUUGUGCUGCGGAGAGAAUUCCUGCAGGGACACCAUGGCCCAGUGCCUUCUACUUCUUGCUUGCAUGCUGUUCUUGGCUCCCCCAAGUCAAUCCGUGCAUAUCCAAUCCCUAAACAUCUUCAAGAAGUCUCCCUCCAACACUUCGUCGAGUGCUCUGAAGAAAACCAAUUGGCCCAAGGACUGCAGUGAGAUCCCCUCUGGCAGCCCCAGCGGUGUCUAUGUCAUUGAGCCCACAGGGCUGCACCCCAUCUUGGUGUACUGUGAGAUGAAUAUGAUGGGCGGGGGCUGGACGGUCAUCCAGAGGAACCGGCAGGACACGGAGAUCACAUGGGCCGAGUCCUGGCUCACCUACAAGUACGGCUUUGGGAACGUGCACACCGACUACUGGCUGGGCACUGAGUACAUCCAUCAAAUCACCAAGCAGAAGGUCUACCAGGUCAGCUUUGUCAUCUGGGAUGCCACAAACGACAUCAAGUUUGCAAACUACAACCUCUUCAGCCUGGAUGAUGAGUCCCAGGGCUACCGGCUGCGGCUGGGGGCGUACUCGGGGACGGCAGGGGAUGCCAUGGACUCAGAUAACCCCAGAAAGGUGCACAACAACAUGAAGUUCUCCACAAAGGAUCGGGACCAGGACACGUACAGAAGGAACUGUGCCUACAGCUACGGGGGUGGGUGGUGGUACUCAGCGUGUUAUUCCGUACAGCUGAACGUCAAAGGGGCCAUAACAUGGGGCAGCCUCUGCAGCAGGAACUGCAAAGCUUCUGCCAUCCUCAUCAAACCAGCUGUGUACCAUUAGUGCUUCUUCCUCCUCUUGUCUGCACAUGGCCAGACCAGUACUGUACUGGUAACCUGGUAUGGGUACCAGUACAGACCCUGCAGGGCCUGUUUUCCUGGCUGGGGGUGAAAAGGGUUGUUCCUGUAUAUCAAGAGCUGUUUUCUUUUCCUCUUAUCUUGAAAAAGCAGCAAAGCUCCUUGCUUUGUCUGAUCUUUCACCUGUGGUGGGUCUUUAGGGAUCACUGUUAGAACAAGUCUUUAUAAACACAGCGGUUUCCAAGCAUGUUCCUUCGGAGGGUGGGGGAGAAACAGUGCUCAGAAACCUAAAAAUCUCCUGAUACAGAAAGGUCUUAUUCUAUUUUUGCUUUGAGGGGUUAGACGGCUUCAGCAGAAAUCAGUCAUCAUUAACCAACCUGAUCCGAGCUGCUCUGAGCCACGGCCGCCCGCACACACUCAUUGUCCCUGCAGCAGUCUGGGAUCAGCCUGCAGAGCAAAAUUGCAUUCAGAACUUGCACAGACGUUCUUCAUUUCAUAGAAUCAUGGAAUGGUUUGAGUCAGAAAGGACCUUAAAGCCCAUCCAGUCCCACACCCUGCCAUGGGCAGGAACACUUCCCUUUGGAUCAGGCUGCUCCAAGACCCAUCCAACCUGGCCUUGAACACCUCCAGGGAUGGGGCAGCCUCCUCCUCCUAAGAUCUCAUCUCAGUCUCCCCUCUUGCAGCUUCAAACCAUUCCCCUCAUCCUCUCCCUGCCCUCCCUGAACAAGAGGCCCUCCCCAGCUUUCCUGGAUCCCCUUUCAGUGCUGGAAGCUGCUCUAAGGAGUCCCCACAGCCUUCUCUUCUCCAGGGUGAACAACCCCAAAUCUCUCAGCCUGGCCUUGUGUGGGAUGUGCUCCAGCCCUUGGAUCAUCUCCGUGGCCUCCUCUGGACUCGCUCCAACAGCUCCACGUCCUUCCUGUGCUGGGCACUCCAGAACUGGACACAGGGCUCCAGGUGGGGUCUCACCAGAGUGGAGCAGAGGGGCAGAAUCCCCUCCCUCCCUGCUGGUCCCACUGCUUUGGAUGCAGCCCAGGGCACGGUUGGUUUCUGGGCUGUGAGCUCAUGUUUCCAGCUCCAGUUGACCUUCUCCCCCACCACCCUAAGUCCUUCUCCUCAGGGCUGCUCCCAAUCCGUUCUCCAGCCAGGCUCUAACUGUGCUUGGGUUUGCCCCAACCCAAAUGCAUUCGUUUGGGAAAUUCUCGCAGCUCCUCCCAGUUCCUUGCCAGGAGCAAACCCAAAGGUUCUUGUGCAGUAAGAAAAGAUUUUCAAAGGGAAAAGACUCAAACAAGGAAUUAA
Cuculus canorus (common cuckoo) is the source of this 2292-nucleotide messenger RNA. RefSeq names its product fibrinogen-like protein 1-like protein. The coding region runs from base 221 to 982 and encodes 253 amino acids. Lineage: Eukaryota; Metazoa; Chordata; Aves; Cuculiformes; Cuculidae. The record is from RefSeq and is a predicted model, not a curated record. The transcript is spliced from 3 exons.